Messenger RNA from Eucalyptus grandis, 1707 nucleotides. Its product is annotated as alpha/beta hydrolase domain-containing protein 17B. Bases 311 to 1426 code for a protein of 371 amino acids. The transcript is spliced from 5 exons. NCBI's taxonomy places the organism in Eukaryota, Viridiplantae, Streptophyta, Magnoliopsida, Myrtales, Myrtaceae. The record is from RefSeq and is a predicted model, not a curated record.
ACAAAAAAAAAUUGCGAAAAUCUCCCUCUUUUAGGCGCGCUCUCUUUCUCUCUCUCCUUGAGCUAAAAAAGAGAGUGUUCUCAUGGACAUUCAUCUUCCAAAGGCAUCCCAAAAGAACAAAAGCAUGGCGUUCUCCUUCUGCUGCUUCCAAAACCAUCUCAAGAGCCCCUCCAAAUAAAAGGGGAACAAGAAAAGGGGGAAGAAAAAGAGAACACUCUUCGGAGGGUUCUUGCAAGUGAGAAAGCCCCUGCAUUUCUUGCCUUCCAGAGUGAGAGAAAGGAGGGAGAGAGAGAGGGGAGGUAUUGCAGCAAUGGGUGGAGUCACUUCAUCCAUGGCGGCGAAAUUCGCCUUCUUCCCGCCGAACCCACCUUCCUACCGGAUAAUUACGGACCAUGCCACCGGGCUCUUGCUCCUGGACUGCUUCCCCCACCGCGAGAACGUCGACGUCCUCCGCCUGACGACGCGGCGGGGCACGGAGAUCGCCGCCGUGUACGUGAGGUACCCCAUGGCCACCUCCACGCUGCUCUACUCCCACGGCAAUGCCACGGACAUUGGCCAGAUGUACGAGCUCUUCGUUGAUUUGAGCAUCCACCUCAAAGUUAAUCUCAUGGGGUACGACUAUUCUGGUUACGGGCAAUCGUCGGGAAAGCCAAGUGAGAACAAUACAUAUGCAGAUAUUGAAGCUGCAUUCAAGUGUCUUAAAGAGAAUUACGGUGCUAAGGAGGAAGACAUCAUUCUUUAUGGCCAGUCAGUUGGAAGUGGGCCCACUGUGGAUCUCGCAGCUCGCUUACCUCGUCUAAGAGCUGUUGUUCUGCAUAGUCCAAUUCUAUCUGGGUUGAGGGUCAUGUACCCUGUCAAACGCACAUAUUGGUUCGACAUCUACAAGAAUAUUGACAAAAUCCCGCUGGUGAAGUGUCCAGUGCUGGUUAUCCACGGAACAGCAGAUGAAGUAGUUGAUUUCUCUCACGGUAAGCAACUAUGGGAACUGUGUCAGGAGAAAUACGAUCCCUUGUGGCUCAUAGAUGGAAAUCAUUGUAACUUAGAGGCGCACCCAGAGUACAUCAGACAUCUUAAGAAGUUCAUAUUAACAGUCGAGAAAUCACCUUCUCGAAGGAGUAGUUCAAGGAAAAGCAUAGACGGGGUGGAGCAUUCGAGGAGGAGCACAGAAUAUUUUGAUGCUCCAAGGAAGAGUACCGACCGGAGGGAGAAAUCAAGAAAGAGUACAGACAAGCCCGAAAAGCUUAGAGUGCCAAACCACAAGUACAGUAAUGUGGAGAGGCCAGAUAAGUUUAGAAUACCCUUUGACCACGUGGAGAGAUCUCGGAGGAGUGUGGAGUUUUAUGAGAAACCCCGAAGGAGUAUCGACCAGCAGGUCGAAAAAGGGCGCAAGAGUGUCGACUGUUUGGACAGAUUCCGUUCUGGGUAAGCUGUUCGGAACUGUUUUUUUUCGCUUCAUUUUUCUUUUAUUGGUGUUGGGUGGGACUAAGUUGAGGUGAAAAGAUUGGUAUAGAAACAGAUAGACAAAACAGAGAGGGCAUCACUGGGAUUUAACCUUUGAUUCAUUGGUUUGGCAUUUGACAUAUAAUGUUUUAACCACCUGUACUUUUACUUCUAUUUGGGAGUCCCUUUCAAGACAGAUUGAUUGUACUGCGGUCUUUGGUGUGAUGGAAUGGAAACUCUUUGCAUAGAGAAGCUUACUUCUGAUGA